This is a messenger RNA of Pantherophis guttatus, 1952 nucleotides long. It is a transcript of the gene PLAU, whose product is annotated as plasminogen activator, urokinase. Gene Ontology annotation, biological process: regulation of cell adhesion mediated by integrin; plasminogen activation. The record is from RefSeq and is a predicted model, not a curated record. Gene Ontology annotation, molecular function: serine-type endopeptidase activity. Lineage: Eukaryota; Metazoa; Chordata; Lepidosauria; Squamata; Colubridae.
UGGCAGCAAGACAGGCAGCGAUCCGAUUGGUGAAGCGGCGGCGGCGGCGGCUGGACAGCGCCCGUGAACCAGCUGCAGCUUUGAGUUUUGUGCCGAACCGGGAGAAGCUGAGUCGAGCAAAAAGAAGAAGCAAAGUCACUGAAAAUAGGAACCUGUUGCCUAACGAGAUGAAUCCACUAGUCGUCCUCUUUGUCAUGCUCAGCGCAUUCAUCGCAGAGAUGGCAGCUUCGACUUACCAUUGGCAGAAACAACAGAAGCUGCCAAGGAAAAUUAGGCAUGACAACAAAGGUUGUGGCUGUUUGAAUGGGGGAACGUGCUUGACGUAUCGUCUGUUUUCUCGAAUUAAGUCCUGCGUGUGUCCUGAAGGGUAUAUUGGAGAUCACUGUGAGAUAGAUGUUGAAACCAGAUGUUACACCGGGGAUGGCACCGACUACAGAGGGACUGAGUCAGAGAAUGAGAAUGGAGAAACGUGUCUGCCUUGGGACUCCCACUAUCUCAAGAGGUGGCCCUACAAUGCACACAUGGAAAAUGCUCUGGAGCUUGGCUUAGGCAGACACAACCAUUGCAGGAAUCCUGAUGGCAGUUCUAAGCCAUGGUGUUUUGUUCGGAAGGGAUAUCGUACUUCUGUGACACCUUGUGACAUACCCACAUGUCAAAACGGCAGGACGUGUGGCCAGAGGAACUUAAGCAAGAACUUCAAGAUUGUGGGUGGGCAGACGGCCUCUAUUGAAUCCCAGCCUUGGAUAGCCACCAUUUUCUACUCCAGAGGGAAUCAGUUUUUUUGUGGUGGCAGCCUCAUUGACCCCUGCUGGGUCCUUACAGCAGCACAUUGCUUCACGGACACUGACCCUGAUAUAUCCAAGCUCAUAAUUAGGCUGGGGAGGUCUGCAACAAAUACCAGCAAUGCAAACGAUCAAGAAUUCAGAGUUGAGAGGCUUAUCAUUCACGAGGCGUUUUCAAAACAAACUAGAGAUUAUGACAACGAUAUCGCCCUAAUAAAAAUCAGAUCCUCUUCUGGCCAAUGUGCGAAAGAGUCGAGCAUUGUCAAAACCAUCUGUUUGCCCUCAGAGAAUUUAAUGCUGAGAGACCAUUCCCACUGUGAAGUUUCUGGCUAUGGAAAACAAAAGAAAACGGCCAUUUACUACUCACGAGUACUGAAAUCAACCAGUGUACAAUUAAUACCCCAGUCCACGUGUAAAAGAUACUACGGGGAUCGCAAGGUGAACGAGAACAUGCUCUGCGCUUCAGACCCGGAGUGGAAGUCUGACUCAUGCAGCGGAGAUUCAGGUGGUCCCCUCACCUGCAUGUCCAACGGCAGGAUGGUGCUCUAUGGGAUCGUCAGCUGGGGAGAUGGCUGUGCAAAGGAAGAGAAGCCUGGCGUGUACACCAGAGUCAGCAGAUACAUCCCUUGGAUUGACUCCAACAUGAAUAAAAUCCAUUUCAGAAGUUUCUACCCUCCGAAAUGAAAGGGGAGGGGGGCGUUUUCCUUUGCUUGGCGUUAGCCAUGAUGUCAGACACGUGGAAUUUGAGCCAAGUCUUUGCAGGUGUUGAAAUGCCAAGCCCUGCGUUGGAGUUGAUGGCUCUUUGUGGGAUUCAUUUGUUAAAGUUCGGGCAAUUUCUCUUUGGAGGGACAGAUGCUCAACCCAUUGCUGGGAACAAUACAAAAACUAUCCCAAGACAUUUAACUAAGACAUUUAAGUGGGAUUUAAAUCAUGUCCCACAGAAGAGUUGGCGUGAUACAAUCAGUGGGUUUUUUAAAAAAAGAUUUUAGUAAGGUUUUAAAAUCGAUAAUUAACUUACUAACAGAUGGCGCUGUUGUACAGAAAUGUACAAUUUGAUAUUAUUUUAAAAUAUUGCAGUAUUAAUCUGAAUGAAAUUUAGAAGACUUUUAACAGUGCAACCCUGUCAGGUUGAUAUUUGCUAUAUUUAGCUGACUUUUUAACUGCCUUUUU